GAGUAGAUGAUUUCAUUUCAUCCUCUAGUUUGUUCUUCAUUUUUUCAGCUAGACUCAAACUUGUACUAUUAUCAUGUCACGAAACUAUCAGCAUCAAACCCGUCAAAAACCUACCAUUCUUCGUCCAAAUCAAUAUCUAUUACCGACCCAUCGCCGCCAUGAGAAGCAGAGGCUCACUGUCAGGAGACCCAUGUUCGUAAUGAAGAAGAAUAUGGACAUGAAGAUGAUUGAAAAACUUCAUGACUGUUUUAUUUUGGACUUCAAUCCUUAUGAACAAAAAUCCUGUUCUUUCAAGAAAUAUGAUGGUGUUUACAUCACAGCUGAAAAGGGGCAGGUGGCUCUUAAAGACUACCCACAUCCAAGGCAUCUCUGUACUCGUUACCCAUUUCACAAAACGCCUCACAGUAAAUUCUGUAGUCGGUGCUACUGCUAUGUGUGUGAUGUAGCUGCCCCAUGCAAACACUGGUCAACUCAUUGUGAUGCUACAGAUCUUUAUCCGUAUUGGAGUAUUUUGCGCAAGUUUCAGAGGAUUAUCGAAGAAGGCUUCAAUACUAACCUUUCACUUGCCCUCCGCAAUUCUAAUAGAUGAAACUUUUUGAAACAGUCUGAAUUGAAUCUGAUGGCUACAGUAAAUCUAGUAAGGUACUGCUGACUUUCUAAGACACCCUGCCUGUUUUUGAUGACUUCUUAAUAUAUGUAUGUAAUUGCAAAUUAUGCAAUGAUGAUAUCCCGAUUACUUAAAUUGGAGUAUAAGAUAUCCAGUCCUUUUGUAAGUUUUGUUACUCUAAGUUAUCCAGUCAAGAACACUCUGUAGGUGCAAAAUGGUUCUGUUUUGGGAUUUGACCAGCAUAAACGUACUAUUGUUAGUUUUCUGUUUCAAGCAAUGUGAAGCUAUUCUGAUUCUGGAA
Molecule: messenger RNA, 908 nt
Organism: Spinacia oleracea (spinach)
Lineage: Eukaryota; Viridiplantae; Streptophyta; Magnoliopsida; Caryophyllales; Amaranthaceae
Product: RPM1 interacting protein 13
Exons: 3
Coding region: 74-589 (171 amino acids)
Source: RefSeq, a predicted model, not a curated record